UUAAUCUUUAUUAAUAAUUAUAAUCUAGCCAAAAGAAACAUAAAAAACAUGGCCAAAAGAUUUACCAAACCUUCUAUUAAUUGGGUAGAAUUAGAAAAAUUGGUGCCACCUGAACAGAAAGGCAACUAUUUGGCUUUCAAGGCAAAAGGUGAUGCCUAUUUUAGGAGAGUGCAAGCAAAUCCACCCGAGCCACCGAAGAUCGACUGGGCUGAAUACAAGAAACUCUGCCCAGUGGAAGGCCUAGUGGAUAAGAUGAAGUCAUCCUAUGAAGCUUACAAGAUUCCCGUCCCAGCGGACACUCUUACUGCUACCAUUGACAAGCAGUGGGAGGGCUUGCAGCCGCAAAUAAAAGCGUACUGCGCCGAACGACAGAAGGAAAUCGACUUGGCCACAAAGGGUAUAAACCACAUCAACUCCCUCCCCAAGUUCGACGUGGUGACGAUGGAGAUGGUGUACGAUAUGUACCCGGACCUCGCCCUGGACCCGGUCAACCGGCCCACCUUCUGGCCCCACACGCCCGAGGAACAGCCUGGCUACCGGACUCCGGAGCAGAGGGACUUUAAACACUGGGACGUGUUUACUCCGAAAAAGUAGAAGAUCUGAUUCGGUGUGUAUUGCGGAAUAUUUUGAGUUGGCUAAUUUUUAUAACACAGAUAGCGUGUUAUUUUAAACGUGGGUUCUAUGAAAUUGUGAUGUCUAACUUUUGCACUUUUUGCUCUCAAAAUAGUUCUCAACAUAGCUUGGUUUGAUUCUACAGAUGUG
Molecule: messenger RNA, 762 nt
Organism: Leguminivora glycinivorella
Lineage: Eukaryota; Metazoa; Arthropoda; Insecta; Lepidoptera; Tortricidae
Product: ATP synthase subunit d, mitochondrial-like
Exons: 3
Coding region: 49-594 (181 amino acids)
Biological process (GO): proton motive force-driven ATP synthesis
Molecular function (GO): proton transmembrane transporter activity
Source: RefSeq, a predicted model, not a curated record